UUUUGUCACACGCGCCCCUGUAUGGUAGAUCACUAGAACAACUAACUACCUAGGUCGCCCAUAUCGCCUGGCCCUUUUGCCGCUGCUCACUCUUGGGCUUUUCUUUUCUUGCCGCUCUCUUUUCAAUCGCAGUAAUAUUGCGAAUUCAGAGCGUACGUCUGCCUGCCAGCCAGCCAGCCAGCCAUGCUCGCCUUCAAAUCGCCGUCACACUUUGGCCGACGUGAUCAGAGACUGCGAUGCCUGAUCCCCAUAGCCUGCGUGAUCCUGUUUCUGUUUAUCUACGUUGGACCUGGCAUCGACCCUGUCAAGCCGACUUUGGUGCGACUCGAAUCAUGGCAUUCAAACGUGACGAGAACGCCGCAAGACUUUUGGGACGAGUUUGUCGUGAUACUCGCGGCGGCAAGGCCGCAGGUGCAUGGCCCUCGAGGAGUGGACCCGUGGGUGCCAGCGAGAGCGGAUCGAUUCAACUGGGACCAGGCCGAUGAGGUGACGCAGCAAGAUCAAAUGUCGUUGGGUGACGACGAGCUUGAGAGCUUGCGCAUGGGACACUCGUGGCUUGUGGAGAAGAUUCAACAAGGAAAAGUCCAGCUGCCCUAUGUCAAGGGCUCGCGCGGGAUUGUCUACUCUGCGGGUGGUCACUAUCUGGCCAUAAUGAUGGUCUCGCUGAUGAUGCUACGGGACACGGGUUCAGAGCUGCCGGUGGAAGUCUUUUUGAAUUCCGAUUCCGAAUACGAUCCGAUCAUUUGCGACCAAGUGCUGCCGACGUUCAACGCCAAGUGCAUUCUGCUCAGCGACAUUCUCGAGUCGUCGAAGCUGCGGCUGACGUUUUCACACUAUCAACUCAAGAUCUUUGCCGUCUUGUUCUCCUCCUUUGAAGAGAUGCUCUUCCUCGACGCGGAUAAUUUCCCGGUGCGUCUUCCCGACGAUUUGUUCGAAUCCCCCGAAUUCAAGCAGGACGGCUUGAUCCUCUGGCCGGACUACUGGAUCUGCACCACCUCGUCGCACUUCUACACCAUUGCGGGUCUCCCGCCGAGCGCAUCGCGGCGGUAUCCCACCACCGAAGCGGGUCAAAUGGUCAUUUCCAAGUCCCGCCAUGCCGACACGUUGCUUCUGUCGGGCUUCUACAAUGCCUACGGCGACGACUACUACUACCCGCUCCUAUCGCAAGGCGGACCGGGCCAAGGAGACAAGGAGACAUUCCCCGCCGCCGCGCGCGCCCUCAACCACUCGUAUUAUGCCGUGCACACGCUCCCUCAGCCUCUGGGAAGAGCGUCGGGAGAUUUCCAAGGGUGGGCGGUGCUGCAGUAUAAUCCGUCCGACGACUGUCUGGACAACAAUGCCCACUGCAACCCGCCGCGGCCGUUUUUCGUCCAUGUCGGAUGGGGCAACAAGCUGAACCCGUUCCGCCAAGACGAACGCGAUUACCGCAUCUUUGGCAGUGAGGAAUUCUUGCGGCACCUCUUUGGCAAAGACCUCGAGAAGCUGGCCUAUCAGAAGAUGAUCCACGUGGCUUGCGAGAAACGCUUCUUCUUCCACAAUGUGGAGAAUCCAGGCGACGCCUGUCAACGGUUGAAACGCAUCUACGAAGCCGUCUUCAAAUCCACAUACGAACCUAACACUAUCGCCGCUGCUCCUCAAAAGAGUUCAUAGUGGACCUCAUAGUCGAGAGACCUCUUUUACGUUUCUAUUCAUGUCACCGCCUAAUCCACAUGUUCUGCAUGAUUCUCUUACGCCUU
Molecule: messenger RNA, 1736 nt
Organism: Xylona heveae TC161
Lineage: Eukaryota; Fungi; Ascomycota; Xylonomycetes; Xylonales; Xylonaceae
Product: glycosyltransferase family 71 protein
Exons: 2
Coding region: 184-1650 (488 amino acids)
Biological process (GO): mannan biosynthetic process
Cellular component (GO): Golgi apparatus
Molecular function (GO): alpha-1,2-mannosyltransferase activity
Source: RefSeq, a predicted model, not a curated record